AGCGGCGCAGAGACGCAACCAAAGCGCUGAUUAUCGCGGACGCAGCGUUUACGCGCAGGCGACGCAUAGAGUGGAUUUACUCGACACCUGCAUGGGGAAACGCUGAGGCUUUAUUUCUUUUUUUCCUCUGUCCUCUGCUGGGGACCAACUGGUAAUUGUAAUGGAACUGAAUCUUUCGAAGAAUGUGAUUUCUUGUGGGGACCAAGGUGGGAUGAAUUUGGACAGAAUCGCAGAGGCAGUGAGAGCCCCGCCGGCCCGCGACGUGGCCCCCGCGUUUCAUUUACCGAGAACUUCAAACAGCAGUCGAGAAACUUUAGAGAACUCAAGCAGCGAGUCUUCAGACACAGAGUUGGCAGAAAAGGAGAGGAGCGCCGAACACAGGAGUGAUGACGGGAACGCGGACGAUCCCAAGAAGAAGAAGCAGCGGCGGCAGCGGACUCACUUCACCAGCCAGCAGCUGCAGGAGCUGGAAGCCACUUUCCAGAGGAACCGCUACCCGGAUAUGAGCACCAGGGAGGAAAUCGCCGUGUGGACCAACCUGACCGAGGCCAGAGUCCGGGUGUGGUUCAAAAACCGUCGGGCUAAGUGGAGGAAGCGAGAGCGCAACCAGCAGAUGGACCUGUGCAAGAACAGCUACUUGCCGCAGUUCAGCGGACUCAUGCAACCUUACGAAGACAUGUACCCGACGUACACCUACAACAACUGGACCAACAAGGGCCUCACCCCGGCGCCGCUGUCCACCAAGAACUUCACCUUCUUCAACUCCAUGAGCCCCCUCACCUCGCAGUCCAUGUUCCCGGCGCCCAACUCUAUCUCCUCCAUGACCAUGGCCUCCGGUAUGGGCCACUCCGCCGUGCCGGGCAUGCCCACCCCGGGCCUCAAUAACAUCAGCAACCUGAACGGGAUCGGCACGUCCGGCAUCAACUCAGCCAUCUCGUCGUCCGCGUGUCCGUACGGGCCUCCCGGCUCUCCUUACAGCGUUUACCGGGACACUUGCAAUUCCAGCCUGGCCUCCCUCAGACUCAAAUCCAAACAGCAUCCAACAUUUGGAUACAGCAGCCUCCAAAGCCCCGGGUCGAGCCUGAACGCCUGUCAAUACAACAGCUGACGGGCCAAAAGCGCGGCCUAUGUUACAUAAAUAAAUAAAUAUGUGAUAAACGGACACCGUUUCAAGAGCAUUCAGGCUACCUGCGGAUAGGGAAAAAUCUAAGACAACUAAACUGGAUUAGUUGCAAUCAUUUUCAAAAAAAAUAAAAAUAAGAGGAAAACAUGGAUUAUGCGGGUUAUGUGUUUACCAAUGAACUUGCACAGCAAUUGAAAUGUCUUUCAAUUGUCUUUCAUUUUCAUGUUUUUUUUUAAAAGAUGAAGACGUGUUACAUUGCUGCAUUGUACAUAUAAAUGUAAAUAUAUACAGGUCUAACAUAUAAAACAGACGAUGGGAUUUUUUCUUUUUGUUGCUUGCUUGCUUUUGAAGACUGACUGGGAGGGGGGGGGGGUCUCGAGUUAACAAAGAUUUGCAACAAAACAAAGUUUCGAGCAUAUCAUGAACUCAAUACGAGAAAAGAAAUUGAACCUAUAUUGUACAUAUUUUAUACUGCUUGUGUGUGCUUUCUAUUUACCGUUAACGCAGGGUACCACCGACCCGUUCAACUCCAUGAUGCCUCCCGUUCAGUGAAUUUUAUUUUGAAAUGUGUUUUUGUUUUGCUGAAACAGAAAAUCGCCGCAUGUUUAAAGUUGAGUGCAACGUGUUUUGUACAAUUAUGUAAGACUUUGCAGAAGUUCAUAGCCUAAACUGUAUACAAAAGUCGAUUCAAAGUCCUCAUGUGUUUAUGGUAACAUGUUUGUUUGAAUAAACUCCAGGAAAAAGGUUUAUUUCAAGUA
Messenger RNA from Etheostoma spectabile (orangethroat darter), 1881 nucleotides. It is a transcript of the gene pitx1, whose product is annotated as paired-like homeodomain 1. Gene Ontology annotation, biological process: regulation of transcription by RNA polymerase II; anatomical structure morphogenesis. Lineage: Eukaryota; Metazoa; Chordata; Actinopteri; Perciformes; Percidae. Gene Ontology annotation, cellular component: nucleus. The transcript has 5 exons. The record is from RefSeq and is a predicted model, not a curated record. Gene Ontology annotation, molecular function: RNA polymerase II cis-regulatory region sequence-specific DNA binding; DNA-binding transcription factor activity, RNA polymerase II-specific. Bases 161 to 1108 code for a protein of 315 amino acids.